Rubroshorea leprosula is the source of this 567-nucleotide messenger RNA. Lineage: Eukaryota; Viridiplantae; Streptophyta; Magnoliopsida; Malvales; Dipterocarpaceae. The record is from the annotation of a GenBank genome assembly.
AAUGCAUAAAUAACCACGUUUGACGACGCACGGGCUUAAAUAAUUAAUUUUCACUGUUGUUUUAGGCUUUCUUUCCUUUAAAUUUAUUUUGAAGAAGAAGUAUGCCACAUUUGGGAAAAGUAUGCAGGACAACGAAAACCAAACUAAGGAAGGGAAGCCUUUCUAUAACUAACAGGAAUGGUGGGACUGCUUAUGAAAUGCAAAGCUACUAUAGUGGUGAUGGUAGUGGUCGACGUGUUUUUUAUGGUGGAAAUACCAUGAUCGCAAUGGAAGUCCUUGGACAGGUGGCUAAUAAUUUUGAUGAAGAGAAUGUUUUAGGAAGAGGAGGAAUUGGCGUUGUAUAUAAAGGAGAAUUGCAUGACACAAAGAUUGCUGGGAAGAUGAUGGAAUCGUCAAACAUGGGUAACAAAGUGAUGAAUGAGUUUAAGGCUGAAAUUGCAGUUCUAAGUAAGGUCAAGCAGAUGCAUUUGGUUGCACUUUUAGCCUAUUGCGUAAAUGCCAAUGAGUGGCGGCAAUGAGAGGCUCCUGGUGUAUGUGUACAUGCCACAAGAAACUCUUGGACAACAC